Molecule: messenger RNA, 531 nt
Organism: Drosophila teissieri
Lineage: Eukaryota; Metazoa; Arthropoda; Insecta; Diptera; Drosophilidae
Product: kappaPI-actitoxin-Avd3d
Exons: 2
Coding region: 194-487 (97 amino acids)
Molecular function (GO): serine-type endopeptidase inhibitor activity
Source: RefSeq, a predicted model, not a curated record
UGAGGAACGGAAGACGAAAGAAAGCCGAGAAAAAUCAGUCAAAAUGCCACACAAAUUAAAUGAGAACAUUCUGUCACUGACGUUGGUGCAGAUCGCAACGGAAAACUGAAGCUCUGCAAUUGGAAAACGAAAGUGUAACUGGAGAAUCAAGUGGAUACAUUACAUUCGGAUAUAGAUUUAUGAACUGAACAACAUGGUUUUGGUUUCGAGCUGGAGGCAACUUUGGCUGGUGUUGCUUUUGGUCGUGGGCCUUUCGUUGGGUCUGCCGAGCCUGGAAAAUCAGACGCACGAACAAAUCGAACAGAUAAUAGCCUGCAGACAGCCCAAGGCACCUGGUUUGUGCCGAGGUCGCCAGUUGCGGUAUGCCUACAAUAGGGACACCGGAAACUGCGAGAGCUUCAUCUACACGGGCUGUGCCUCCACUGAGAACAACUUCAUGACCUUCGAGGAGUGCCGCAGGGAUUGCAUGCAACGCCUGCGUUACUGAAGUCCACUCAAACGAUGCUUAAUAUAUAUUUGUUGUUACAGAAA